AUGACCAAGAUGCUGGCGGUUCCGCCGCAGAAAGGCGUGUUCUUUAGGCAUGGUCAUGAGGCAAUGGAUAAGCCUCCGUGGGGCUUCACUCUGCUUUGUCGUACCUCGUAUGCUAAGCGGAAGGCGCCGUUGGUGUCCACGAAGCGCGAGGUAGAGUGUCUCUUGGGUGGUUCGUCCAAACAUGGUGCUCAAGCGAGGGCGCAGCGUGAGGAGCGCAGGCGGCGUAGCGUGCAGCGUCGGCAGGCCAGUGCGGCUCUGUUGGCGAGGCAAAGGAUUUCCCAUACACUUUGA
Molecule: messenger RNA, 291 nt
Organism: Sphaeroforma arctica JP610
Lineage: Eukaryota; Ichthyosporea; Ichthyophonida
Exons: 2
Coding region: 1-291 (96 amino acids)
Source: RefSeq, a predicted model, not a curated record